AUGCUCUACGUCAUAGGAUUAGGCCUCUCAGAUGAGAAGGACAUCACCGUCAAGGGUCUCGAGGCGAUAAAAGGCUGUUCCCGGAUCUACCUCGAAUACUACACCUCCGUACUCACCGUCUCCACCGAGCGACUGGAGGCAUUCUAUGGCAAACCUAUCAUCCCUGCCUACCGCGAGACGGUCGAGCUGGAGGCGGACGAGAUCCUUCGGGAUGCGGACAAGGAGGAUGUUGCUUUCCUCGUCGCUGGAGACCCCUUGAGCGCGACGACCCACACUGACCUCCUCCUCCGCGCUGCGGCCCUCAAGAUCCCCACGCAAGUCAUCCACAAUACCUCUAUCCUCACCGCGCUCGGCUCGACGGGUCUUCAGCUGUAUAGCUUCGGCCAGACACUCAGUCUGCCGUUUUACACGGAGACAUGGACGCCCGGGAGCUGGUAUGAUCGCCUGGAGGAGAAUCUGCGGGUGGGGAUGCAUACGCUGGUAUUGCUGGAUAUCAAGGUCAGGGAGCAGAGUGAGGAGAAUAUGGCCAGGGGACGGCUGAUCUACGAGCCACCACGGUUCAUGUCCCCAUAUACCGCCUUCCAGCAGAUGCUCCUCACUGAAGCACAGCGCCAUCCUCCCGUAGCCGCCGCCAGCACCUCUUCGUCCGCUUCCGCCUCAGCUCCCCCGCCGGCGCCAGCGGCAGAUGACGACGAUGACGAGCCCACACCCGACGCUGGACCAUCCCUCCUACCUCCCGCAUCCACUCUCGCCAUCUCGCUCUCCCGUAUGGGCACACCAACCCAGCGGCUCAUAUCGGGUACUCUGGAAGAGUUGAGCCAAUUGCCAGAGGAGGAGUUCGGUGGUCCCCUUCACUCGGUCGUCAUCGUUGGAAGCAGAUUACAUCCGCUCGAGCUGGAAUUUGCGGGUCAGUUCGCCAUCGGUGGAGAGCAGGGAGGAUGGUGGAAGGUCGGACAGGAAGUGUACAAGGUGGAGCGAGAAGGGCACUAG
Dioszegia hungarica is the source of this 990-nucleotide messenger RNA. Its product is annotated as putative diphthine synthase. The record is from RefSeq and is a predicted model, not a curated record. NCBI's taxonomy places the organism in Eukaryota, Fungi, Basidiomycota, Tremellomycetes, Tremellales, Bulleribasidiaceae. Gene Ontology annotation, biological process: protein histidyl modification to diphthamide. Gene Ontology annotation, molecular function: diphthine synthase activity. The transcript is spliced from 4 exons. Bases 1 to 990 code for a protein of 329 amino acids.